AGAACUCUUGUGGGCGAAACAUUCGAUUCAUACAGAGCAGCAAAAUGGCCGACCGUCAACCAACCGACUUUCCAGAGCUUUAAAAACGAAUUAUUCUGCACAUUAGCUAGGUUUACGUUAUCAUAGUAUUUACAAAUCAAAAGCACCAACGAGUAUUUUUCUUUGUUAGCCACAUACUUCGUUAUUCGUUUAGGUUGUUGUUUUUCACUGAAGCACUUUAGCCACCGCAGAUGAAAGGGGAAAUAAUAUUAGCUUCUUUAGCUAGCACGCCAGCUAUGUUUUAUAUGUAAUUCCUGAGAAAGGAGUAUCAGGAAAGGGAACAGUAGUUCAUGGAAGACAAAAAAAGGAAGAAAGAAGACAAAAGGAAAAGGGAAGCCUCUCAGAAGGUUGCAGAGCAAAAAAACAAAGUGCCAGAAUUGACCAAGCCCUCGUCCACCCAGUCUCCUGCCGCCCCCAGCUCUGCUUCCCCCAGCCCUGGACCCACCCCCUCGGCGUCCCCCUCCCCUGCCACCGCGGCUGCAGGCGUCGCCCCCCCCCAGGGUGGGAACAAUGCGAAGCGGCCGGCGGUGGCCAACGGACAGCCCCCCGCAGCAGGCACCCAGGCCUCCCAGCGCUACAUGCCCCGCGAAGUGCCCCCGCGAUUCCGCUGCCAGCAAGACCACAAAGUGCUACUGAAGAGGGGCCAGCCGCCGCUGUCCUCCAUGCUACUGGGGGGAGGCACCGGGCCAGGGGGAGGAGGGGGAGACUGCCCCAAUGCAACCAUGGCUGCUGCCUCAGAUUCUAGUCCAGGCUAUGUGGGUCCAGCUGCACCCUCACUGCCCCUCACCUCAUCCUCCUCAUCAAUCGCUGCUUCUUCUACUACUUCUUCCAAUUAUGCAAAUUCCACGUGGGGGGUUGGCUCUGGCAGCCUGCCCUCCUCUCAGGGCAGGGAGAAGGUCAUCGUGGACGGCUCAGACCUGGAGGAAUGGCCUAGCAUUGCCGUUGGCGACGGGAAUGGAGCAGGAGGAGGUGAAGCUUCGGGGACAGGAAGUGGUAGUGCUUCGUCGGGUGAGGGCGGUGGUGGAGUGCCGAACAGCAGUGCCUCGCGGAAAGGUGGCGAUCCUGGCAGUCCCCCAUCACCCACUUCCUCGUUCUCAAUGCCCAAUGAAUGUAUGCUGUCCGUCAGUGUGGUGUGGGGAUCUGCUGCCUCACAGGGUCCUCCAGGGGCAUCGGUGCCCUCCAUUCCCAAAGCCUCCCCUCUGCCAAUGGGCCCUGAUGGAUCCCUUGGUGGCAGUGGGGUGAUCCCUGGUGCCAACUUCAACCCAAAUGCCAACCCUUCCGCCUGGCCUGCUCUGGUGCAGCAGGAUGGGGCUGGGGUAGCGUCCUCUGAGGGUGGCCCCCCCCCUUCCCUUCUCCAGAACCUGGCGGGGUCUCUGUCUGCCCCGGGCCUGGGGAACCCACCUCUAGCUGUGAAUCAAUCCCCUCAUCAGCACCAACUUCACCAAAUGCAAUCCAGAGACAGAGAGCACACGUCGGAUGGGGGUUGGGGUGGAGCGGCACUGGAGACCGGAGCAGGACCAAAAAACGAGGGGACAGGGGCGGGAGCCGAUACAGACUGUGGGGGAGGAGGCAAUGGUAGAGAGAACCUCGCUGCCUCCCAAACCUCAUCCUCCUCUUGGGGAGGCCAGCCUUUCCCUGCUGCUAACUCCAAAACGGGUGCCUCAAGGACUGAUGGUUGGGAAGGGGGAGCUGCUGAGGGUGGUGGAGGUUCGGGGUGGAAGUACAGCGCUCAGGGGGGUAAUGGAGGGAAAUCCUGGGGUGCUGGAAGUGGGGGUAGCACUCAAACCCCCGGGGUAUCUCAGGGAGGGGGUGCAGGAGGAGAGCGAGGGUCUUCAGUUGGAGACUGGGGAGGUAAUUCAGGUGGGAUGGGUGGAGGUGGAAAUCCAGGAGGGGAGGCUGGUGGUGUCGGAGGCCGCAGCAGUAGCAGCAGCAGCAGUGGGGGCAGCAACCCCCCUGCUGCCUCUUCCUCUCCGACAACAUCCACCACUACGACAAGAGCUUGGGACAAUCAGAAGGGGGAUGGAGUGGCAGGGGGGGACACAGGGGAGUGGGGGGGGGGCAAGGGUGGUAGAGGAGGAGGUAAUUCAUCCAGCGUUGGGGGAAACUCCAGAGGCAGCGGCAAUCAGCACCACGGGUACGGUCACCACCGGUAUUCCCACCCCCCACCGCCCAACCCUGACGUGGCCUUACAGGCAAUGCUCAGCCGCAGUGACCUGGACCCACGCGUCCUCUCCAACACGGGCUGGGGCCAGACCCAGAUCAGACAGAACGUGGCCUGGGACCUAGAACCAGGAAAAGGAGGGUCUGGUUCUUCUGCUUCAUCCCAAAACGCUUCACCUCCUAUGGGUCCAGCUUCUCAAUACUCCACUGGCUCUGCUACAACUACUGAUCCAAUGGCUCCUACCCCUCUCCCUGGCUCAGCUCCCAACCUGAACUCCAACCCUUCCCUGGGGACCCCUGGUGGCUCCGGGGAGGGCUGGGAGGUUGGUAACAACGGCAGCAGUAGUGGCAGCAACUCCAUGCCCAACCAAGGGCCACCUCCCCUAGGCUCCAACAUGAGAAACCCUCCUGGCGUCACUCAAUCUGGGUCAAUGACCACUGGAGCAGGUAUAGGUGGCGGCCUUGGACCAGGCCAGGGGAAGCCUACAGGAGGCUGGGGUGGGGUUGGACCAGGGGAGAGUCAAGGAAAAGGAUGGGGGAACGAAGGGUCUGAGUGGGGUUGUGGGAGGGAACGCAGUAGAGGUGGAGGAGGUUGGGGAGAUAAUGGACAACAGGGUAACCAAGGUGGAGGAGGAGUUGGUGGCUGGGGAGGCGGCCAGGAGGAGAAGGGGACAGGAGGAGGAUGGAAGGAGAUGGGGCGGGAUGGAGGGUGGGGUGGGCAGAGGGACAGGGGUGGGGGAGACUGGGGGGAGAGAGAACCUAAAUCCAGUGGUGGAGGAUGGGGAGAGGAUAGGAAAGGUGGAGGUAACUCCGGUGGGGGAGACUCAGAAGUCGGUACGUGGGGUAGCUGGGACGAGGGAGCCCCGAGGAGAUCCUGGGGGGCAGGAGGUACGGGUGGGGGGGGCGGAGGAGGGGUGGGGGGGGACAUGGGAUGCACCAAACCCCACCAGGGGCGUUGGGGUGGAGGUGGGAAGAUGCACCCGUCACCGAUGCCAAACAGCCAGACGGCUUCUGUGAAAGGCGUCAUGGCACUGCAGCAACAUUCGCAGCCCCAGCAGCCCCCACCGCAACAAGUGCUGGAACCGGGAGGAGGGGGCUGGGUGAGACAACCGGGUGCCCAGCACCAGAACCAAAGCAGUUCGGGCUGGAUUGCCGGACCCAUCCCCAGUGGCCCUGGGGGAGGGGAAGGACCAGAGUCCAGCGGGUGGGAGGAACCUUCACCGCAAUUCAUUAGCCGGAAGAUGGACAUUGACGAUGGGACAUCGGCUUGGGGAGACCCCAGCCAGUUUAAUAAGAAGACUGUCAACCUGUGGGAGAAGAAUGGCUCUCCUGCUGGUCAUCAGCCGGAAAUGCAGGGCCAGGGAGGAGGACCACCGACCCAACAGCAGCAGGGGCUACCAGCUCUACAGCAGCCUGGACCUGGGAGGCAGCCCACUGGGAUGGGAGGCAGGGACAUCAACCCUGGGCCUGGAAGGCAGCCAACUGGGAUGGGAGGCAGGGACAUCAACCCUGGGCCUGGGAGGCAGCCCACUGGGAUGGGAGGCAGGGACAUCAACCCCGGGAAAGCUCCAGGGAUGGCUCCAUCGUCCGGCUGGGACGGUGGCUCUCCCUCGGACCCCCCGGUGGACAACGGCACUGCAGCCUGGGGGAAACCUACUGAGACCCCCACCGGCUGGGAAGAACCUGGGAAGACCACCUCUGGCUGGGGAAACCCCUCACCCAACCCCAUCAAAUCUGCAGGUUCAAAGUCUAUGCAAGAAGGAAGCUGGGGUGAGGGUGACCAAGGCUCUGUGGCGGCCUCUCGUCACUCCAGCUGGGAGGAAGAGGAGGAGGGAGGUGGAGGGGUGUGGAGCAGCGCUGGGUCCCAGGGUAGCAGCUCUUCCUACAACAGUGGGGGCUGGGGCCAAGGUCACGGGGGCAAGAAGCCCAACAAGGCUCCACUGAAGAGUGGAGGAGGAGACUCCUGGAUGAACCCCAUGAAUAAACAGUUCUCCAACAUGGGGCUCCUGGGUGACGAUCCUAGCGGGCGACCUCUGGACCUGGCCCCUGGUCCUUCUCAGGAUAAGAAAAUGGAGGGAGAGAAGCGAGGGAUGGGCCUGAAUGACUACAAUGGAGAGAUGCGUAAAGGAGGGCAGAGAGGAGUUGGAGGAGGAGGCAUGGUCUACCGUUCACCUGGUUCCAAAGAGAUUGGGCCUGGCGACCCUGGGCCUUAUGACAAGCAGUCCUUGCCGUUCACCAAUCAGGAUGGGUGCCUUGGGGAGGAGUACUCUCCACCCACUGUCUACAAACCCUCCCCCCUCUACAGCCACACUAUCCCCCCUAGACAAGGUGGUCAUAACAUGUUUGGCGGCUGCGGUGGUGGAAUGCCCCAGUCCAGACACCAGCCCGGUGUGCCACCUAUCAACACGUCCGCUGGGAUACGAGCGCAAGUGCCUCAUCAGUACCUGUCGCCUCAGGUGCCAGGUUCCAUGCUGAAGCAGGUGGCACCUCCCAGUGCCGGCGUGGGUGGAGUCGGGGGUGUGAGUGGGGUGGCGGGUGUAGGAGGGGGUGUGUUCCCCCCUCAGCUGUCCCCCCAGCACAUCGCCAUGUUGAGCGGCAUCUACCCCCCCCAUAUUCAGUUCCAGCUGGCCUGCCAGCUCCUCCUCCAGCAGCAGCAGAACCCCCAGCAGCUCACCUCACCACAGCAGCUACAACAGCUCCUACAGAACCAGAGAAAGUUCCCCCAGAACCUACGCCAGCAGGCCGACCCCCAACAGCUGGCCAGGAUCGUGGCUGUUCUCCAGCAGCAGAGGCAGCAACAGGGUGUCGGAGGGGGCUCCAAACUAUCACCCUCUGACCUGGGAGGAGGAGGCCCCAAACUGCCUAUGACUGACUCCCUGCCCCAUCCAGGCAUGGGUGGCUCUGUGGACCUGCACCAGAAAACACAGGGCUACUCUGGCUAUGGUGGAGGAGUGAACCUGUCUGGUCUGGACAUGGGUGGCUCGGUGAUGGGAGGCCCAGGGGGGAUGAAGGACAUGGGGGGGCAGCAGUCCCGCUUCAAAUGGAUGAUGGAGGGUCACUCUCCUGCCCCCUCCCCUCCUGAGAGCCUCAACAAAAACGGUCCUAUGUCCACCCCUAUGAGAAGGGGGGGCUCUCCAUACUCCCAGUAUGACAUGAUGGGAGGGGAGGGGCUAGGCAUGCCCCUCCAGAGGGACAACUGGCACCGUACUCCUGGGAACAAGAUGGGCUCCAAGCCCCAGGGCACGUCCAGCUGGCCUCCUGAGUUCCAGCCUGGCGUGCCCUGGAAGGGGAUCCAGAGCAUCGACCCCGAGUCUGACCCCUACAUGACCCCAGGGAGCAUGAUGGGAAUCCCUGGGCCGUCCAGCCUCAAUGACACCGAGCACCAGUUGCUAAGAGACAACACAGAAGCCAACCCCUCCCUGAACACCUUGCUGCCUUCACCUGGUGCCUGGCCCUACAGUGCCUCAGACAGCCCCCUCAACAACGCACACAACUCAGCAAAGUACACAGAGUACAAGACCAGCUGGCCCCCUGAGCCCAUUGGACACAACAAGAUGUGGAAGACCAAUCGCAACCAACAGUCCCAGCAGCUGCCACGCCCACCCCCGGGACUCACCAAUCAGAAGCAGGCCUCGCCGUCCCGUGGCCCGUGGCAGGCCCGUGGCUGGGGCAGCUCGAGCGGGAGCCAGGAAACCAGAUAUGGCCCUGGCUCUGCUUGGAGUGAUGGGGGGACCUCCAGAGGAAGCUGCUGGCUGGUGCUCUGCAAUCUCACUCCACAGAUCGACGGCUCCACCCUCCGUACCAUCUGUAUGCAGCAUGGCCCCCUGCUGACCUUUCACCUUGGCCUGACCCAGGGCAGUGCUCUGAUUCGCUACAGCACCCCACAGGAAGCUGCGAAGGCCCAGAGCGCACUACACAUGUGUGUACUGGGCAAUACCACCAUCUUGGCCAAGUUUGUGAGCGAGGAAGAGGUUGCUCGCUAUUUUGCACAUUCCCAGGCAGGAGGGGCCAGCGGAAGCCAGGGGGGGCCCACAGGGACAGGUGCAGUGGGGGCCAAUAGCAGCGGAGGGAGUGGAGAGAGGGAACGAGACAGAACCAGAGGAGGAGGAGAGAGCUCUGCCCCUGGAGGAGGCGGCAGCUCAGGGCCCGUCAGCUCUGGCUGGCAGAGUUUGGACAGUACAGGAGGCUGCCUGGAUACUACCCCUGCCCAGGGGCCCGGCCUGAGCAUGUUUGCCCAGUGGAGCAGCAACGGUGCUGGGGUGGUUGGGGGUGUGGAGCCCAGCAGACAGGGUUUGUGGGGAGGGAUGGGGGGUGGUGGGUACCCCAGCAGUAGUAGUAUGUGGGGGUCCCCUGCCAUAGAGGAUCCACACCAGAUGGGGAGUCCUGCUGCUCUGCUGCCUGGAGACCUGCUAGGAGGGGCUGAUUCCAUCUGAAUGACCACACCUAAUACAUGAACCUACACGUGAAGACAGUAUAAAUGUAUUUAUACUGUGUGUGUGUGUGCGUACACCGAAUAAACAUACACUUACACAUGUUCUCACACACAUACAUACUUAAACACACACAGAUGAAAUGACACUAGUCACAAACAUGCAGAGCCUCUGACGUUAACUCUCACACAUUGUAUCAUUAAUAGACUGUGACAUGCCAACACUACUCAACAUACAUACAUAUUUUUCCCUUAAAUGAAGACUUCAACAGCAAGACUUGAACAGACCAAGGUGGAAUCCGUUACUCACUCAUCUGGAUGACGACUCUUCACCCAUUAACCAGAACUCACUGAGUAUCCUGAGAUCCUAUCAUUCAGGCCCUGUAGAGAAACCAACAACGUGACAACACAUGGAGCUGUUCCUAUGUGAUGUGUAACACCUUAUUACAACACCCCUCUACUACACAAACCUACAGGAUGACUUGUUUUCACAGCACCGGGCCUACAGUCCCUACCUACCUGGCCCAACCCUUUCUGACUCUUUCUCACCAGUUACACACUGCUAUGUCACUGCUAUGAUGUCUAAUGUAUCUUGUUGUAUGUUGGUUAAAUUGUGGAAAAAUCCAAGAUGUCCUUUCUCUCUUUUUAGUUUUUAUUUCAAAAUGCUGACCUCGUUAUGUUUUCUUACUCAAUCAAGUUGGUUCUUAUAAUGCCAUGCUGAUGAUGACUGAUCACUUGUUACUAGCUGUACAAGGUGCCCUCCUGCCUGCCUGUGGAACUGUGCAUGAGAGGAGUGACGGGAGGAGUAUGUGGGUGCGUUUCACAGCUAAGAUGAGGUGACGCAACAACCAAUGUUUGCCUGCCACGUCAUUGACUGACAAAUUGUUAUAACAUGAAGUGGUUAGCUGAUACUAUGCCUGGAUAGGUAUUUUGAGUAAGAACUGUCAGGCAUCAGCAACGUCUAAGCAUAGGAACGCGCCCUGUGUGUGUCGUUGCCGUGGUGAAUUCCUUUUGGCAAUGAGAACAUGAUUAACAAGCGCGUGAUUGUGUGCUGGUGAUGUGUGAUAGAGAAAGUGUGUGUCUGAAAUGCUUUUCCCUUUCAGGGAGACAAAUGUUUGUGUGACUGCUUACAUCAGGUGUGUGUGUGUGUGUAUGUGUAUGUGUGUGUGUGUGUGUGUGUGUGGCUCGAAGUUCAACAACAUAGGCACUAAUGCAUAUUUCUCUUAAGUUGUGGUUUUAGCAGCAUUUCUUUUUGGUCUGAAUUGCAAUAAGCUUUUUUUUUCUCCAUAAAAAAAAAAAAAGAAGCAACCAACUGAAGGCAUCCAUGUUAAGAUGCCAAAACCUACCAAACCAAGCAGAGCUGGAGCAGUGUUUUGCAAACACGUUAAAGUUACUAAUUGUAAAAUGUUUUGUGUAUCAAUUUAAAUUAAGGCGGGCUUUAUCACUCCUGUUCAGGUUAUUUUAGUUUCUUUUUGGAUUUUUACAAAGGAGGACAUUUUAAUUUAAGCAAACAAGAACAAGACAAUAAAGGUUGUAUUAAA
This is a messenger RNA of Oncorhynchus kisutch (coho salmon), 8169 nucleotides long. Its product is annotated as trinucleotide repeat-containing gene 6B protein-like. The transcript has 22 exons. Gene Ontology annotation, biological process: positive regulation of nuclear-transcribed mRNA poly(A) tail shortening; miRNA-mediated post-transcriptional gene silencing. The coding region runs from base 330 to 6632 and encodes 2100 amino acids. Gene Ontology annotation, molecular function: nucleic acid binding. Lineage: Eukaryota; Metazoa; Chordata; Actinopteri; Salmoniformes; Salmonidae. The record is from RefSeq and is a predicted model, not a curated record. Gene Ontology annotation, cellular component: P-body; nucleoplasm.